Molecule: messenger RNA, 1496 nt
Organism: Symphalangus syndactylus (siamang)
Lineage: Eukaryota; Metazoa; Chordata; Mammalia; Primates; Hylobatidae
Gene: PEX11G
Product: peroxisomal biogenesis factor 11 gamma
Biological process (GO): peroxisome fission
Cellular component (GO): peroxisomal membrane
Source: RefSeq, a predicted model, not a curated record
UUGGCCCAAGCUCAGAGACGGGGAAACAGGCCAGAGAGGGGACGGGGUCGCCCAGGAGACUCCGUUGCAGAGGCCCCGUCCGAGCUAGGCUCAAACGCGGUGCCCUAGCAUUGGACAUUUAUGUAUUUAUUUAUUUUGGCUGGAGUGCAGUGGUGUGAUCUCUGCUCACUGCAGCCUCCGCUUCUCGGGUUCAAGCGGUUCUCCUGCCUCAGCCCCCCACCGAGUAGCUGGGACUGCAGGUGCCCACCACCACGCCCUGCUAAUUUUUUGUAUUUUUAGUAGAGACGGGGUUUCAUCGUGUUAGCCAGGAUGGUCUCGAUCUCCUGGCCUCAAGCGAUCCACCUGCCUCGGCCUCCCAAAGUGCUGGGAUUACAGGCGUGAGCCACCGCGCCUGGCCAGCGUUGGACAUUUAGAUCGUUUCUGCCAACCCAACCUGUCUGGACAUUGACACACUGGCCAGAUUCCCGUGUUUGGACGUUCUGGAUCCGACCAGGCCACUGAAAUCCGAGUGCUGGGGUACUGCUGCCAGCUGGUUGGUGGGGUUCUGGUUGAACAGUGUCCCGCCAGGUCCGAAGUGGGGACACGUCUGUUGGUGGUGUCCACCCAACUCAGCCACUGCAGGACCAUCUUGCGACUCUUUGAUGACCUGCCCAUGUUUGUCUACACUAAGCAAUACGGCCUGGGGGCACAGGAGGAGGACGCCUUUGUCCGCUGGGUCUCCGUCCUAGGGAACCUGGCCGACCAGCUCUACUAUCCCUGUGAGCACGUCGCCUGGGCAGCUGAUGCCCGGGUCCUCCACGUGGACUCUUCCCGGUGGUGGACGCUGAGUACAGCCUUGUGGGCCCUCUCUCUGCUCCUGGGGGUUGCCAGGUCCCUGUGGAUGCUGCUGAAACUGAGACAGAGGCUGCGGAGCCCCACGGCGCCCUUCACCAGCCCGCUGCCCCGGGGCAAGCGGAGGGCCAUGGAGGCGCAGAUGCAGUCGGAGGCGCUGUCACUUCUCAGCAACCUGGCCGACCUGGCCAACGCCGUGCACUGGCUGCCCCGGGGCGUGCUGUGGGCCGGCCACUUCCCGCCGUGGCUGGUGGGCCUCAUGGGCACCAUCUCCUCGAUCCUCAGCAUGUAUCAGGCGGCCCGGGCUGGCGGCCAGGCCGAGGCCACUACCCCCUGACACUGCCGGAAGAGCACAGGGACACAGCCAGAGCCCACGGAGGGCCCUUCCUGCAAAGCAGAAGCCGCCAGGGCAGGGGCCGUGGCUCUCACGGAGCUGCCUGUGGCGAAACCCAUGGGCAGGGUGGGUGGAGGGACUGAUGCGAGGUCCCCCAGGCCUCAGCCUGGAGCUCCUCAGCCGUGACAGUUUUCAGGGGCCGUGGAGGGCUUCAGCAGCACCUCCUGCCUGCCAGCUGGCGUCUUGUAUCCAAAUCAAGAUGCGGAGAAGGGAGCCCAUCGUGCCUUGAGAAAGCUGGAACGGGAAUCAAUUAAACAUUGUGGUGCUGGCA